AUGGAUAUUUCUGGGCAAUGUAUAAGCUCAAAUAUCAGCGAUGAGGAACGUCGUAUCCGUUUGAAGAAACAGUGCAUGAAUGCCUAUAGCCAUAUCCCAAUAGAGAUUGAUCUUUGUCAACCAAUUAAUGUUGAUGAUGAUGAUGAUGAUGAGCUUGUAGAGUUGAGCUUGUCAAGAAGCACAGCUGCUGAUAAGUUGAGAUUGAAUUAUGAUCAAAUUCAAAGCAUGAAGAAAGCUUUGAGUUCUCCUUUUUACCGGGUUAUUUUAGCUGCUGAUCAUCCAUCAGGCUUUGUUGACAGUUCUGUUAUUCAGGUUACUGGUCACAUUCUUGCGACUGUUUCGGGUGAUGAUGCUGUCCAGGGACUAAAUUUGCUUGUUGAUCUGUAUAACAAUGAGUGCUACGGUGGAAUUCUUGUUGAAGAUGCAGCCAAGUUGCUGUCUGAAGCCCUGAGGACUUAUCAAGGACGGGCUUUAGUUUGUAUCGUUUGGAUGGCAAGGGGUGAUCUCCGCAGGGGAAUGAAUUUCGCCACUGGAUCGGGUUAUCAAAUAGCGAAUCGCUAUGUGAUUGUCUCGUAUCGCUUGGAUAUGUCGGUCGAGCGAGCUGCAGGGGUUGGCAAACUUGCAAUUUGCAGGGCUGGAUACAGAACAAGUGGUGAAACUGGCGGUUUUGCCAGUGUUUACUUCAUUGGAGCUGCUGGUUGGAAGACGGCCUUUUAUAACUUGAACAUCGAAGACACUGUGCAAACUCAAUUCCCAUUUCCCUUCACGGUUUGA
Oldenlandia corymbosa var. corymbosa is the source of this 774-nucleotide messenger RNA. NCBI's taxonomy places the organism in Eukaryota, Viridiplantae, Streptophyta, Magnoliopsida, Gentianales, Rubiaceae. The record is from the annotation of a GenBank genome assembly.